Suillus bovinus is the source of this 564-nucleotide messenger RNA. RefSeq lists its product as uncharacterized. The transcript is spliced from 3 exons. The coding region runs from base 1 to 564 and encodes 187 amino acids. NCBI's taxonomy places the organism in Eukaryota, Fungi, Basidiomycota, Agaricomycetes, Boletales, Suillaceae. The record is from RefSeq and is a predicted model, not a curated record.
AUGUCUCUGCACACCAACAUCUCUCCAAGACCAACAGCAGCGCCUCAAGGUGGACAUCACCAACAUGUCUCUUCAGAAGCACCCGCCACCACAUCACUACCAACACCUUCGCAUUCGGCAGUACUCACCAUGUCCUUCACACCACGUUCAACAACACCCACUACGUCGCUGUGCAGCACGCUGAUGGAUGCCACCAGCAAGCACCAUCCAGCACCUACGCGACAUGCUGACUCACCAGCAUCGAGCAUACAUGCUCAGACCACACCAGCAUUCGCUGGUGUGGUUCAAACGCACACAGAAGACACCAGGACGAAGAGAGAAGGAAAGGAGGAGGAACAAGAGGAGGAAGGAAGGAUCUUGUCAGUAAGUCGCCAUCCUGACUCUGCCCCCAUUUUCUGCAAUGAGGACAUGACACCCGACAUGUCACACUCUCGCACCACCACACCACCAUCUCCCAUUUCGACACGCUCACCUUCGACUUCAAUUGUACGCAUGAAUGCCCAGCAUGCACCAGCAAAUUUGCCUGUGCCUCCACUCCUUCCUGUGCCAACCACAUAUGUUUGA